Molecule: messenger RNA, 653 nt
Organism: Vigna angularis (adzuki bean)
Lineage: Eukaryota; Viridiplantae; Streptophyta; Magnoliopsida; Fabales; Fabaceae
Product: auxin-responsive protein SAUR68
Exons: 1
Coding region: 51-506 (151 amino acids)
Biological process (GO): response to auxin
Source: RefSeq, a predicted model, not a curated record
AAUUUGCACAGCACCUUCUAACACUACACUCCUCGCAGAAUUUCUACAUCAUGAUUAGUGCAAAGAGGCUUAUUGAAAUGGCAAGAAAGUGGCAGAAAAUGGCUGCGGGAAAACGCAAGAGAAUUUCAUACCCCAGGCAGCAGAAUCUUGAUCGUGUUCAUUCUUCAACACCAAACAAGGGUCACUUCGUGGUUUACAGCGUCGAUCAUAAGCGAUUCGUGGUUCCCAUAAAGUACCUCACCACCAGCGUGUUCAAAGAGCUUCUGAAAUGGUCGGAAGAGGAGUUUGGUUUACCGUCUGAUGGACCCAUUACGUUACCUUGUGAUAGCGUCUUCUUGGAGUACGUAAUCUCGUUGAUUCGUGAACAUGUUUCCGAAGAUGUUGAGAAGGCUUUGAUCACUACAAUGAUUACGUGUCACCACUUGGCAUCCUCAUCGUCAUCAUCUUCUUCUCGUAGCAAUGGUCUUAUGCAGAGCAACGGGCAGAUGAUUAUUUAUGGCUUUUGAAGCCAUUUUCAUAUAUUAUUUGUGUAUACAAAAUGAAGAUUACAAAUAUAGAUAUUCAAGUCUUGUACAAUCUCCAUUAUUUUCUGUGAUGCUUCGGAACCAGUUUUGUAAUUAAAUAUGAUAGCGAAUCGAAGAUUUGAAGAACAA